Messenger RNA from Cololabis saira (Pacific saury), 627 nucleotides. It is a transcript of the gene ndufa13, whose product is annotated as NADH:ubiquinone oxidoreductase subunit A13. The transcript has 5 exons. Bases 64 to 498 code for a protein of 144 amino acids. NCBI's taxonomy places the organism in Eukaryota, Metazoa, Chordata, Actinopteri, Beloniformes, Belonidae. The record is from RefSeq and is a predicted model, not a curated record.
CCCCGAACCAGCGAAGAAGAGCCGUCCCUCCCUCCCGCUCCGUGUUGUGGGAGCUGGAGCAAGAUGGCGCCGUCCAAGGUGAAGCAGGACAUGCCUCCUCCGGGAGGCUAUGCUCCCUUUGAUUACAAGAGGAAUCUACCGAAACGAGGACUUUCGGGAUUUAGUAUGUUUGGCGUUGGCAUCGGCAUCAUGGUGAUUGGCUAUUGGAGGCUGUUUAGUUGGAACAGAGAGAGGAGGCGCUUGCAGAUUGAGGAGCUGGAGGCCAGAAUAGCACUGAUGCCUCUGAUUCAGGCAGAGCAUGACCGGAGGACGCUAAAGAUGCUGAGGGAAAACUUAGAGGAGGAGGCGAUCAUCAUGAAAGAUGUUCCAGGGUGGAAGGUCGGUGAGCGCGUCUUCCACACGGACCGCUGGGUCACUCCUGUGACCGAGGAGCUGUUCAACCUCCGGCCCCGUGAGGAGCUUUUGCACAGACGUUUUGGCUUCUUGUGGUACGUGUAAUUGCCACUGAGACUGGCCUUAACCCCACCUGCUGCAGCCAGAAACAUGUGGACAUGAGAUCUCUCUACCUUCAGCUUGUAAUAUUAUAUAUGUUCAAUAUUAAAAUAAUUUUUUCCCCCCUGUACUUCA